Molecule: messenger RNA, 2715 nt
Organism: Pyricularia grisea
Lineage: Eukaryota; Fungi; Ascomycota; Sordariomycetes; Magnaporthales; Pyriculariaceae
Exons: 3
Coding region: 719-2647 (642 amino acids)
Biological process (GO): protein polyubiquitination
Molecular function (GO): protein binding
Source: RefSeq, a predicted model, not a curated record
UGACGUUUCAAUAUUUCUUACCGCACGAACUUCCCUCUCCACCAUUAAUGAUGUACUGCGCGUCGCCCAAACCCAUAACUCACUAUCUUGGUACUUUUGUUUACCAACGCGCUCUCGAUCCAUCCAACCCACGGAAGGCCGGUCGGACCUGUCAGCAAGCGAGUCGUGCAAACCGCGCAACUCGUUGACUAUAGCCGGUAGCCACUCCAUUUUACCCCUACCCUCCUCACCCAGAACCUUUGCCUUGCUUUGCAGUACUUUAGAAUUAGACUACCUUACCCACAUACCUACAUUAGCCCGCCCCGAUGCCUACCGUUCGCACAUACCAAAGUCAUAUCUUUUGUAUCUGAUCUGCAGCCAGAUGGUCGAUCGUUACCUUUGUAAGACGAGCGGACUUUGGCGCGCUCCCUCCCAUACUCCUAAAACACUGACUGCAUUUGUUUCGAUUUCUUGCAUGCAUGCGAUUCCGAUCCUACACGGUUGCAUUUGCAUUGUUUGCCAUUCCUACCUACCUAUCCGUACCUUACCUACCUUACUUAACAGGCUCGUAAUAUCAAAAAUCUCCUAGCAUAGCUUUCGUCCGGAGGUUCCAUUUAGUGCAUAGAGAAGCCCAAAAUCGAUCCCAUCCAUGAAACCUGCAGAUAAUAACAGGCUCUCAUUAUCCCGGAAUUCAACAACCCUCCCCAUCCGACUGGUUAACUCUACUCCCCAAGGGUGAAUGGGGUCAAAUUCCGACAUGUCAGGUUCCAACGCGAGCGAGCCAUCUUCAGCUGUGGCACGGAAACCAGGGGUGGCAUUGGCAGGUCUCCCCGAGGAGAUUCUUCUCGCGAUACUACUUUACCUGGAGCCGACCGAUAUCGCUCGACUACAGCAAGCGUCCCGAAAGUUCUGCAGUCUGUUUCGGGACAACACCUUCUGGCGCUCCAUCUGCCUCCAGGAGUCUCCCUUUCUCGAGACUUACAAUCGCCGCCGAGUUGGUCUCUACAACCCAAGUCGAAGUCCGGACUCUCUUCAAAGAAUCGCCAUACAAGUCAACCAUGAAGCCGAUCUCAAAUCCGAAUGGCAGGCUCCUUUUAAGAAAGAGAGGCGUCGGAUAAUGGCAAACUGGGACCCGACAUAUGUGGGCGAGAAUGUCUCAUGGUACAGCGAGUACAUACAGCGACACGGAAAGAUCACCAUCAAUUGGCUUCAGCAGCCACAAAUAAACGAAGGCUCAGGAAUUCGGGCGAAUGAGGUCAAGGGUGUGGCCCUCUAUCGCCCGGACAACCCCGAAGGAGAGUCGGGCAGGACAGGCAACGUUUACGCUGUGUCCCCAUUGGAGGACGGAUCGGUGUGCCUGUGGGAUGUCAACGGUACCAGUCGUAAACCUGGAGCUAUCGCCGCCAAGAGCGAACCUGGAAUUCUGUUUAUUGAUGGACCAAGGGGUAACAAUAGCCUGCGCUCAAAGAGGGUCGACAGUGGCGUUACAGAGUGCGUUGCGGUUGACAGCCAUCGCGGCAGGGCAUUCGUAGCGGUUCAGAGUCAUCUUCUCGAAGUAGACCUGGAACGGAUGUCAGUUGCAGGUUGCGAAUCUUUCCCAUGGUCAAUCACUACCAUGUCAACUGCCGACCCGAACCUCCCUCUGACGGUUGGGACUACUCAUGGCUUGCAUAUUCAUGACUACAGAGCAAGAGGAUCUGCGAUACAGCGUGUUGAUGAUGGAAAUGGGAUUGAUCACUUUGACAGGUCAGGCGCUAAUGGCUACUAUGAGAGAUCCAUGCGGGCCCUGUUCGCGGACGAUCCACUGCCCCCAUAUACGUCCCUUGCACAGCCAGGACCACUGAGUAUCCUACACCUCGGGGAACUUAGCGGCGCGUCCAACGACAUUUAUGUUGCUGGCCGAUUCUCCAACAUUCUUCAUUACGACCGCCGAAAAUUUGGCACGAUCAAGGACUCAAUUCAUUCUGGCGCGCGCCUGUGCAGCAUGACAUCUCUUCCAUAUCCCUACAACCACCUGGCCAGCGAAGGACGAAGAAAGGGGCAAAUGUCAAUCGCGGAGGUCAAGGAAAGCAAGGAGCUGAGGGGUCAUACAUUGGUUGCCUGCGGCGAAUACAACACAAAAGGUUCCUUGGAACUUUACGGACUUAGAGACGGCGCAUCAUCUUUGUCCCCUCCGCUGAGCUCGGAGAGUAUCAAAAACCGCCAGACGUCCUCACCUUCAAAGCUGCUAUGUGUUUCGAAUCAUGGAACACGUCUGGUUGUUUCUAAUGGGUCCGGUCUCAUAAAAUGGUUCGAGCGUGACGGGUUCACUGAAGUCCGAAAAUGCCGGGUCGGUCAAAGUAAAGCGGCUCAGAGUGCAGGGCUAAGAGUACUUGGUUCGGCAUCGGGUUGUGAAGAUAUGGCACGGAAGCUACUCCCGAUCGCGCACCAGGAGACAGUUAAAAAUAAUGAUAUUUUGUUCUGGACUGGCGAGAGACUUGGUCUUGUAGGUUUCUCGGCCAGGCCAGGCUUUACCAUGGACGAAUUUGAGCAGGAGGCCAAGUCGGCAACAGAGCUCGAACAGGAGCGGGUGGAGCGUAGUUAUAGGGAGGGCAUGCGCCUUGCGCUGCAGCGUCAGGCCGAGGAUGUUAGAUUUGUCCGGGGGCUGGGACUCGGGGCUACGAUGUAACCAUGUAGUAAACCGAGCACGAUUGGUCACGACCCCCUCCUAGGUGUUCACGUCUAAUCCCAACCCGG